Messenger RNA from Armigeres subalbatus, 3123 nucleotides. RefSeq lists its product as uncharacterized. NCBI's taxonomy places the organism in Eukaryota, Metazoa, Arthropoda, Insecta, Diptera, Culicidae. The coding region runs from base 1 to 3123 and encodes 1040 amino acids. The record is from RefSeq and is a predicted model, not a curated record. Gene Ontology annotation, molecular function: nucleic acid binding. The transcript is spliced from 4 exons.
AUGAAAGACUUCUUUUCGAUUGACAGCUUGGGAGUCAUAAGUCCGACAAAGCCACUUUUAUCAGCUGAAGAUGGGCGAGCAGAGACACUGCUGAAAUCUCUCACACACUUCUCAGGUGACCGCUACGAGACCGGUUUACUGUGGCGCUAUGACAACGUCCAUCUGCCCGAUAGCCGAACAAUGGCCCUGCGCCGUCACCGAUGCCUGGAGAAACGCAUGGAGAAUGAUCCUCAGCUCGCGGAAGUAUUGCAUCAGAAGAUAGUCGAUUACACCGAAAAAAUAACCAACCCGAAUAAGUCCGGGAAAGUCCGAAUAGUAUGGGAUGCAGCUGCAAAGGCCCAUGGGAUUUCCCUGAAUUCAGUUCUCUUGAAAGGGCCCGAUUUGCUACGUUCGCUGCUGAAUAUUCUGCUACGAUUCCGACUACAUCCGGUGGCGGUGACUGGAGAUAUUCGCGAGAUGUUCCACCAGGUGAAAAUCCCCCAAGAGGACCAGCAAUACCAGUGCUUCUACUGGACGGGCAAGAAUAGAGAGCUUGAGGUUUAUGCCAUGACCGUGAUGACGUUCGGGGCGUGCUGCUCUCCUAGCAGUGCACAAUUCGCAAAAAAUAUCAACGCGGAGCGGUUCAAGAGUAAAUAUCCAGCGGCGUGUGAAGCGAUCACUGACUCGCAUUAUGUCGAUGACAUGCUGCUUAGCGUAGCCACGGAGGAAGAAGCUAUUCAGGUAGCCAAAGACGUUCGCCACGUACAUGCACAAGGGUGCUUCGAAAUCCGCAACUGGAUCAGCAAUUCAAGGAAUGUCGUAGAGGCGCUGCAAGAAGAGAACGUGGAUGAGGAGAAGAGUCUGGACCUGACAACGGAAUUGGCCACCGAGAAGGUCUUAGGCAUGUGGUGGAAUACGGCAGCUGAUGCUUUCACCUACAAAAUCGGAUGGAAUCGCUACGAGGCCGAACUACUCAAGGGCAACCGUCAUCCCACGAAGCGGGAAGUACUGCGUGUUCUCAUGACCAUAUUCGACCCGCUCGGGCUCAUCGCUCACUUCCUUGCCGAUUUGAAGUUCUUGCUACAGAACAUCUGGCGAUCUAGUGUCACCUGGGACGAAGAAAUCGGGGACGAGGAGUACGAUAAGUGGAAGAUUUGGCUGAGCGCCUUGCCGCAGGUUGAAAAACUCCAAAUACCUAGAUGCUUCUGGCCUGACUACUCCAUCAACCAAGUCGACGAAGUGCAGCUCCAUUCGUUCGUAGAUGCUGGCAAGAAUGGAAUGGCCGCCGUGUGCUAUCUACGGUUCAGGAAGAACGAAUUGACAUCGAUCCCUCGACUGGAAUUACAAGCGGCGAUAAUUGAAACACGACUUUCUAAAACCGUGUGUGAUACGCUGUCGAUCCGCAAUGUGAAGAAGUUCUACUGGUCAGACUCCCGAGAUGUCCUAUGCUGGAUAAACUCCGAUCACCGACGCCACAGCCAGUUCGUUGGAUUCCACGUCACCGAGAUUCUCGAAUCCACCGAAGCUCACGAAUGGCGAUAUGUACCUAGCAAGCUGAACGUAGCCGACGACGGUACCAAAUGGAAAGAAAGUUCCGAUCUGUCCGCAGGAAACAGAUGGUUCCGAGGUCCUAGCUUUCUCAAAGAAAAUGAGGAAGCUUGGCCGCAAUCUUCUACCCGCGGCAAACCAACAGACACCGAACUGCUGCAAAAUCUGCAAGUUAACUACACUCCUCCAGAACCAGUCAUUCGUGUACAAAACUUUUCAAGCUGGAAGAGACUGCAACGCGUUUUGGCGCUGGUGCAACGGUUCAUAAAGAAUUGUCGCCUGAAGACGGAACAGAAGCCUAUCGAAGUAGGACCUCUGAACGCAGCCGAACUCCGUACAGUCGAAGCGCAUCUAAUCCGUAUAGCGCAGCAGGAAGGCUUCCCGGAAGAACUAUGUACUCUACGAAACGCAGCUCAACAUCCGGAGGAAACUACGAAGCCUCUUCCCAAAUCCAGUUCGCUGUACAAGCUACUUCCAUGGAUCGACGCCCGUGGCAUAAUGCGUAUGAAGACCCGUAUCGCAGCGUGCCAGUAUGCCACCGACGACGCGAAGAAUCCCAUCAUCCUUCCAAGAUAUCACCACAUUACCACACUAAUAAUUCACCACUACCACAACCGAUACCAUCACCAAAAUCACGAGACAGUGAUAAACGAAAUACGCCAAAAGUAUCAAAUCUCGCGCUUACGUUCAUGCUACAGUCAAGUUCGCCGUGAUUGUCAACGGUGCAAGAAUGAUCAUUCAGUACCAAACACUCCGAUUAUGGCUAACCUACCACCCGGUCGCCUAGCAGCGUUUUGUCUACCGUUUACUCACGUGGGCAUCGACUACUUUGGGCCCAUUGAAGUUGCUGUAGGAAGAAGGCGUGAGAAGCGCUGGGGAAUGUUUGCAACGUGCUUGACCGUUCGUGCAGUACAUAUCGAGCUUGUCAAUUCCCUUAGCACCGAUUCUUGUAUAAUGGCUAUCCGUAACUUCAUCGCUCGUCGUGGUCAACCCCGGAAGAUCUACAGCGACCGUGGCACCAACUUCGUCGGCGCCAAUGUAGAGUUGAAGAAGCUAUUGACAAUUAUCAAUCAUGAUGCCAUGAUGAGGGAGUUCACGACCACAGAGACCGAGUGGGUAUUUAACCCACCGUUGGCACCACACAUGGGCGGUAGUUGGGAGCGGCUCAUACGAACCAUCAAAGUAGAUGACGAUUCUGGUCCAGCGCUAACUCCAAAUCAUUUUCUGGUUGGCUCAUCCAAUGGCUCGAAACCUUUAAUCAGCAUCGACGACACCGGCAUCGCCCUCAGGCAGAACAUGUGUACUUCGCAAAUUCUGGCGAACUGCUACUGGAAACGCUGGCGAACAGACUAUCUUCCGGAGAUUACCCGCCGGUCUAAGUGGUUCCAGUCUGUCAAACCCAUCGAGACCGGAGAUAUUGUAGUGAUUGUUGACUCGAAGUUACCGCGCAACUGUUGGCCAAAAGGUAGAGUCAUCGCUACGACUACUAGCCGAGACGGGCAAACGCGAUCAGCCACAGUGCAGACAUCCGUCGGAGUAUACGAGCGCCCCGUUGUGAAGCUGGCGGUCCUAGACGUUCAACGCGUGGAGCAGUAA